This is a messenger RNA of Cladophialophora psammophila CBS 110553, 1029 nucleotides long. RefSeq lists its product as uncharacterized. The transcript has 2 exons. The record is from RefSeq and is a predicted model, not a curated record. NCBI's taxonomy places the organism in Eukaryota, Fungi, Ascomycota, Eurotiomycetes, Chaetothyriales, Herpotrichiellaceae. The coding region runs from base 1 to 1029 and encodes 342 amino acids. Gene Ontology annotation, molecular function: oxidoreductase activity.
AUGUCUCCCCCGGCUGUGAUGAGAGCAUGGCAAUAUUCAAGCACCAAGGGCGGCCUCGAGAAGAACCUCCGCCUCAAUGAGUCUGCCCCAGUACCGCAACCGUCCCGCGAACAGCAUCUGGUGCAGGUGUUAGCCGCAUCACUCAACCCUGUCGACUACAAGGUCGCAGAAGUCAGGCUUUUUAGCCGCUUCGCUAUUCGCAAGCCAGCAACUCCCGGCAUCGAUGUCGCAGGCUAUCUUGUCACCCCCGCAGCCGGAUCGUCGUUGAAACCUGGCCAACUUGUCUUCGGGGCGUCAGGAACAACACCUUGGGCCGGAGGUGGCUUGGCCGAAUACGCCAUCUCGAAAGGGGAUCAACUGAUGGCCCUUCCGGACGGCAUAGACCCGAUAUCGGCAUCGACAGUUUCUGUGGCAGGAUUGACUGCUUACCAAUCCAUCGUCCCCUAUGUCAAGUCCGGAGACAGCGUCUUCAUCAACGGCGGCUCUGGCGGAACAGGGAUCUUCGGCAUCCAGAUUGCGAAAGCCGCGGGGUGCAACGUGACGACAACCUGUUCUAGCGGCAACGUCGAGCUCUGCAAAAGUCUCGGAGCGGACGCGGUCAUCGACUACAAGAAGCAGAAUGUGCUCGAGGCUCUGAAGGCCAGCGGGCACAAGUUUGACCAUGUCGUCGACAACGUCGCCUCCAACUUCGAGCUCUACUGGAAGUGCCACGAGUACACCCGGCCCGGGGCCCUGUUCAUAGUCGUCGGGGGGCAACUUUCUCGGGCCUUCAUCGUGGACGCGAUCCUGAGAAAAAUGUGGCCUGCCUUCCUCGGGGGCGGAAAGCGGAAGUCGGUCUCGUUUUUGACAAAGGCGAAACCAAAGGACCUGGAACAGAUUGCUGGCUGGAUGAAAGAAGGCAAGGUGAGAGCCGUGAUCGACGAGAAAUUCUCCUUCGACCAAGCUCCUAAGGCGUUUGAAAAACUCAAGACCGGUCACGCGAGAGGGAAGAUUGUGGUCGAGGUUUCCUCCUCGAAUGCCCUCCAAUGA